GGCCUGCUGGAUAAAAGAGGCUGUUCAUGUUAGGAGUAAAGAAAGGUUCAAGUGGUCGCUUUGGGAUCCAAAAUCAAGGCACAGAAUUUGCUUGGAUCCUGUGUGUUGGUGCAAGCACUACUGAGGCAGGGUCCUCUGCAACGCUGGUGUCUAGACACAGCAAGCACUAAAUGGGGACCAGGAGCAGGAGGGCUGCCAUGGCAUGAUGCUGUGCCGGGGGAUGUUUGCCUUGCUGAGAAGCAUGCAGCGUGGACAUAGCCUGGGGUUGUGAAUGUGUCUUGCACACCCACACAGCGCUAAGAAGAAUCUUUCCAACUACUGUAUUUGAGUUGGUCUAAUAAAAGAUAUUGGAUAUAUCCAAAGAACCUUGUUUGCACACCCACAGAGUUUCAGGUCUACAUUGGAAGCUUGCAAAUUAAAAACCAAAAACCAAUCAAUUCCUGCCUUUUCCUGGGCUCCCCACCUUCUCUUCUGAAAGGGAAGGGGACAAACAAUGCUCAUCUACCUGGAAAUGGAGCACGUUUCUGUGCAGAAGCUCAAAAUCAUGUUUCAGUUUUAAAAUAGAAACCCACGGCCAGAAUCCACAAAAAGCACUCACUGCUGUCAGCUUUCCUGCUGUCAUUGAAUUGUUUGACUUUUUAACCACUUUUAAGCUCUAAGACACUGGAUCCAGAAACAGGUGAAGAGCAUGAAGGAGCUGCAAGCCCAGAUGUGCCAGUGCUACAGAGGGGAAAUGCACGGGGAGGAGUCUGAACACUUCAUCUACAGGUGGCAUUUGAUACCGUCAAAACUGCACCCUCUGCUCCAUCUAUGCUGUAGGCAGAGUACAAAGUGCUGGAGGUGGGGCGUGCUGCAAAUGCUAGCAGGUGGUUCUGCUGUGGAGGGGAAUAAUCCCAUACAUGCUUAUUCUCUUGGGCCUCCUUUUUGAUGCCUAGUCUUGUGCAGUCAGAGGAGAGUCUCUUCUGGUCACGAUAGCAGAGAACAGCCCAGCCAUGAGCAGCCUGGAUACAUUCUAUAUUGCUUUUGAGGCCAUGAUUGGGGUGUCUGCAGUGGUGGGCAAUGCCCUGGUCAUCUGCGUGGUGAGGCUGAACCCGGCUUUCCAGAACAACACCUUCUACUUCAUUGUCUCCCUGGCACUGGCUGAUAUAGCCAUGGGGCUCCUGGUCAUGCCGCUGGCCAUCGUGAUCAACCUGGGGAUCGUCAUGGACUUCUACGUCUGUCUGUUCCUGUGCUGCCUGCUGAUGGUCUUCUCCCAUGCCUCCAUCCUCUCGCUCCUGGCCAUUGCCAUCGACCGGUUCCUGCGUGUGAAGCUGCCCACCAGGUACAAGAUAGUCACCACGCGGAGGAGGAUUUGGCUGGCUCUGGGAUCGUGCUGGCUGGUGUCUCUGCUGGUGGGAUGUGUCCCCAUGUUUGGAUGGAAUCAAAAAAGCCCAGGGAGCUCCAGCAGCAUGGUGUGCCGCUACCUUGCCGUGAUGAGGAUGGACUACGUGGUGUAUUUCAGCUUCUUCGCCUGGAUCCUCAUUCCUUUGAUCAUCAUGUGUGUCCUGUAUGUUGGGAUCUUCUACAUCAUCCGCACAAAGCUAAGCCCAAAUGUGGCCGUCCCAAAAAUGACAGGAGUGUUUUACGGGAAGGAGUUCAAAACAGCUAAAUCUCUGGCCCUCGUCCUCUUCUUGUUCGCCGUGUCCUGGCUGCCCCUGUGCAUCCUCAACUGCAUUUCCUAUUUCUGUCAUGACUGUAAAAUCCCACUGCCUCUGCUGUACCUGGGCAUCCUGCUGUCCCAUGCCAGCUCAGCCAUGAACCCCAUCGUGUAUGCUUGCAGGAUAAAGAAGUUCAAGGAAACCUACAUCUUUGUUUUAAAGACCUAUAUUCUGUGCGUGAAUGCCAAUCCUUUCGUUCGUAGUGUGGAACAUACAUCAGAGCAGGCGUCUCUGAGCCAGAUCUGACUGAGCGCUGGCCCCCAUGACCUGCUGCAAUCCCUGUCCUGGUGGAUCUCCUCCAGCUGAAUAAAACCAUCUCAACCCUGGGACUGAAGCAGCUGGUCUAAGGCAGCAUUUUCUGACAUCAUCCAAGUCAGUCCUUGUGCAUUUCUUGGUUACUGUUAUUGAGCUCUAGGUAUUUAUAAUGGGAUGUGGAAGUGUCCAUCUCUAGGCUGUCAGUUUAAAUCCCUGCCCAAGGACAAUACCAAGUGUAACAUCCUACCAAAUUACCAUCCGUCUAGUGUAAAAACUUCCGAGUAUCCUGAUGGUUACUCUAACCAUAUAUUUUUCAGUUUUUUUCUAGCAUUAAAAUAGGAGCUUCUGCAACCCUUGAUUUGAGCAUAGUCUCAAAUGCCUUCCACUACCCUUACCCACUGAACUGACAUACCCCACCCAGCUUCGGAUAUGGUAAAAAUAGGCGUUGAAUUAGACCGCUAUCAUUUAACAAACUCUGAUUUCCUACGUAGUCAGGGCCCCACACAUUCAAUGGCUGCAGGAUGUAAUAGGGAGCAGGUGCUGGGCAUUUAGAUACACCGAAGUUGGAGCUGGACUAGGUGGUUUGUGCAGGGGAAGCAGUAUGGCUGCAUAACACGACACUUCAGGCAGGUGCAUUCGCCCUGCUAAAAAGUAGGGCGAAUAACACUGCUGAAGUGUCUUUGCCCAGCACUGCAUCCUGUCCCCUUGGAUGUGUUUGUAAAUCCACCACCUUGCACGGAAAGGUGUGACGUGACUCUCUGCUUUCACUCAGCAGAUAAAACAGUCCAGCACUAGUGAAGAAAACCUUGCAACAACGAACCCGGUGCAGCCAAAUUGCACGGAGAGGAGCCACCCCCCUCAUUCCUCUCAACAGAGCCGUUCCUCACGGACUUCAGAGCUAAGCUGCUAACCACGUUACGUCUCAUCGGUGAUCACUGCAGCUAACUUGCCUUUCUCACCAUCCGAAAGUAACACCUUCAUUACUGAAAGCCACGCUUACCACUCUUCAUCUUCUGAAACGCCUGAGACGUAAAUGCCUAUGAUCAUAAAUGCCGUGAAGGUUACACACACAGCCAUGUUCCCUUCCCUGCUAGUGUGGGCUGGUCAGAGGUCGGCUGGGAGAUGUGACUUCAAGUUCAAGCAGCAGGCUCAUGUGUUUUGGUCCAAACACCCUAAGGUCACCCCUUGCUGCUGGUGAAUCCAGGGCCCUGACACACAAUUUAGGUUGGCUUCCUUUGGUUGGGUGAGGGAUGGUGCGGGGUUUUGUUUCCCAUACAUGGUUGGCGGGUUCGUGCAACCCCAAAGAAUUCAGCUCAGCAUGCCGGAAAGCUGUGCUACCUUUUUGAUGGGACCCAAUGAGUAGGAGCCCACCAUGUCUUGCAAACUGCACAGAGCACCUCUGCAAAAAAACUGGGCUACGUUAUUGGCUUUCCUUGCAACCACUUCUAAAUUUAGCAAGAAAACUGGGCAGGAAGCCUGCAGACUGUAGUGUUUUAGGACCUCGCAACUAAUUAAAAUUGUGAAUAACACUGAUUGUCCAGCGUCAGAUUAAUCUCUGAGUGGAGGAACUCCUUGUGCUGUAGGUUUAAAGACUGUUGGUUUAUAAGAUGCAAAAAUAAAUCUUGCUUGUUUCCUUUUGCAAUGGCC
Gavialis gangeticus (Gharial) is the source of this 3599-nucleotide messenger RNA. Its product is annotated as adenosine receptor A3-like. NCBI's taxonomy places the organism in Eukaryota, Metazoa, Chordata, Crocodylia, Gavialidae. The record is from RefSeq and is a predicted model, not a curated record. Gene Ontology annotation, biological process: G protein-coupled adenosine receptor signaling pathway. The transcript has 2 exons. Gene Ontology annotation, molecular function: G protein-coupled adenosine receptor activity. The coding region runs from base 993 to 1943 and encodes 316 amino acids. Gene Ontology annotation, cellular component: dendrite; membrane; synapse.